Eimeria maxima is the source of this 1062-nucleotide messenger RNA. Its product is annotated as mRNA cleavage factor-like protein, putative. Lineage: Eukaryota; Apicomplexa; Conoidasida; Eucoccidiorida; Eimeriidae. The transcript is spliced from 2 exons. The record is from RefSeq and is a predicted model, not a curated record. Gene Ontology annotation, molecular function: mRNA binding. Gene Ontology annotation, cellular component: mRNA cleavage factor complex. The coding region runs from base 1 to 1062 and encodes 353 amino acids.
AUGCAAGCGACCGGCGGGGAGGGCACGGCAGACCCAGCGUUGAAUGUGUCAGUGGACACUUCCCAGGAACUGUCGUCAGGUUUUGUGGAGUGCCAACGCAAUGGCGAUUUUGAGAGGGAGGGACUGAGCGCCUCUAUGGAUGCAACUUCCAGCAUAGAGCAUAGACAGGGGAACUUCAAAACUAUCAGCAAGACAACUUCAGCACCGAGAGACGUGGAGCUAGAGUGGGCAGUGUUCCCGGAGUCCAACUAUUCCUUCGAGGCCGACAGCACACUGGGAAACAAGUGGGGUUCAGGCUCGGAGGAGGAGCUUCUCAAGAAACGACAAGAAGCGUAUUUUCGGGAAGGAACUCGGAGGUCAGUAGCUGCUAUUUUUCUAGUACACAGGGCGGAGUACCCCCAUGUGCUGCUGCUGUUAGAUCAACAGCAGAAGAAGCACAGCUUGUUGAUGUUCAAGUACAAAACUUGGCAGAAACCAAGGGAAGUUUUGCACGCCAAACUUGCAAAGUACCUGAUCAGACCAGAACAAUGCUCCAAACGCAAAUGGGUGGCGCAGCAACUGUCAAACGAAGGGCCUGACAUGGAAGUGGGCGAGUUCCUAGGCGAGUGGUGGAGGGGCGAGUUUGACGACGACUUGGUCCCCUAUCUACCUCCUCAUGUCACUCGGCCAAAGGAGAGGGUUCGCGUACAUCAGGUACAGCUCCCACAUCGUUGUUCUUUUCGCGUCCCUAUGGGAUUUUGCCUGACUGUGGUUCCCAUCUUUGAGCUCUGUUGUCAGCGCGUUGGGUUGGCAAUCAGCGGCCUUUCUCACCUCCUCGCGCGCUUCAGCAUUCGCCUUAUGGUCCCUACUCUGGACAGGUACGAAGCUGAAACAUCAAUGAACCAUGAGAACGAGCCUACAAUGGAAGAUGCAACUACUAACGGGCAUACGAAUGGGGUGGCCUCUCGCGCCGAAGGUGCAGGCUCUCAGCUUGGCACGCAGCCAACCUUGUGCAGAGAAGAGGAGCUUGAGUUGCUGCCACCGGAGCUGCAGCAUCUCGCAGAGCUUGAAGAAGACAACUAA